Molecule: messenger RNA, 1249 nt
Organism: Phoenix dactylifera (date palm)
Lineage: Eukaryota; Viridiplantae; Streptophyta; Magnoliopsida; Arecales; Arecaceae
Gene: ASPGA1
Product: N-terminal nucleophile aminohydrolases (Ntn hydrolases) superfamily protein
Molecular function (GO): hydrolase activity
Source: RefSeq, a predicted model, not a curated record
GCCCACUCACCUACUACAACUUAGACGCUCCCCCGGAGGAGAUCGAGCGAGAGCGCCGCAGGGGGCGGAGAGAGAAAGCUUGGAGAUGGGAUGGUCGAUAGCUCUCCAUGGAGGAGCGGGCGACAUCCCUUACUCGCUCCCUCCGGAGCGGAGGGCGCCGCGCGAGGCCGCCCUCCGCCAAUGCCUCGCCAUCGGGGUCGCCGCCCUCAAAGCCAGCCGACCUCCGCUCGAUGUCGUGGAGCUCGUGGUUCGUGAACUGGAAAACUGUCCCCACUUUAAUGCUGGCAAAGGAUCUGUUUUGACCACCGAUGGUACUGUUGAAAUGGAAGCUUGCAUCAUGGAUGGUAACACCCAGAAAUGUGGAGCCGUCUCAGGUCUAUCUACUGUUGUUAAUGCCAUAUCUCUUGCACGACUUGUGAUGGAGAAGACUCCGCAUAUUUAUCUAGCUUUUGAUGGUGCUGAGGCAUUUGCAAGGGAGCAAGGUGUAGAAACUGUAGAUGCAAAUCAUUUCAUCACUCCUGAAAAUGUUGAGAGACUGAAGCAAGCAAAAGAAGCUAACCGUGUGCAAAUUGAUUAUACCCAGCCUGUCAAAGAGGACAAGCCUCAAGAAACAUCUAGUGGCAAAGGUGACAGCCAGAUUGGGACUGUUGGAUGUGUUGCCGUUGAUGGCAGUGGAAACUUAGCUGCAGCAACAUCCACAGGUGGAUUGGUGAACAAGAUGGUGGGUAGGAUAGGAGACACUCCCGUCAUAGGUGCAGGAACAUAUGCGAAUUCCUUCUGUGCAGUCUCUGCUACAGGCAAAGGUGAAUCCAUCAUCCGAGCUACCAUUGCCCGGGAUGUAGCUGCAUUGAUGGAGUACAAAGGGCUUUCACUGAGGGAGGCUGCAGCCUAUGUUGUCAAUAAUGUUCCAAGGGGAAAUGUCGGUCUAGUUGCUGUUUCUGCCAAAGGAGAAGUUACCAUGCCUUUUAACACAAGGGGAAUGUUUAGGGCCUGUGCAACUGAGGAUGGUUACUCAGAGAUUGGAAUAUGGCCUUCUGAGACUGAUUGUGUUCUUCCAGACCCUAAAAGAUAAGGAACUAAGUUCCCAAUUUGUCUCUCAUUCAUCUCUAUAUUAUUCUGUGGAAAAUUAAAAUAUUGGAUAUUGAACAUGGCAAAGGCUGGAUAUUGGAUGUCUUUCAGUCUUUCCUAGAACUAGUAAUUUUUCUCCAUGUCUACUGGAAAUCAUGAUUUCUCUCUUUAGCUGGAUAAA